This is a messenger RNA of Electrophorus electricus (electric eel), 714 nucleotides long. RefSeq names its product GTP cyclohydrolase 2 (gene gch2). Gene Ontology annotation, molecular function: zinc ion binding; GTP binding; GTP cyclohydrolase I activity. The record is from RefSeq and is a predicted model, not a curated record. Gene Ontology annotation, biological process: tetrahydrobiopterin biosynthetic process; tetrahydrofolate biosynthetic process. Lineage: Eukaryota; Metazoa; Chordata; Actinopteri; Gymnotiformes; Gymnotidae. Gene Ontology annotation, cellular component: cytoplasm.
AUGGCUUACCAGAACCCUGCAGAAAUUAACGGAUUGUGCAACAGCAAAAUUGUUACAGAGUACCUCUGCCGCAAUGGCUUCAGCGCCUUAUCAAUCGAGCCGAAAAAAGUUCAGCACAAAAAGGAAAUGUCUCGAAAAGAGGCAGAGGACGAAACGCGCUUAACAGAUUUAGAGGCUGCGUACACGACAGUACUUCGAGGUUUGGGCGAGGACACCGACCGACAGGGUCUACUCCGAACGCCACUGCGUGCUGCUAAAGCCAUGCAGUUUCUUACAAAGGGGUACCACGAAACAGUAUCCGAUAUCCUUAAUGAUGCCGUCUUUGAUGAAGACCAUGACGAACUGGUUAUAGUGAAAGAUAUUGACAUGUUCUCUCUUUGUGAACAUCAUCUAGUACCAUUUUUUGGCAAGGUUCACAUAGGAUAUCUUCCAAAUAAAAAAGUGGUUGGGAUUAGUAAACUUGCCAGGAUUGCAGAAAUGUAUAGUCGCAGACUUCAAGUACAAGAGCGCCUGACAAAGCAAAUUGCUAUGGCAAUCUCUGACGCCUUGCAGCCAGCAGGAGUAGGAGUAGUAAUUGAGGCAGCUCACAUGUGCAUGGUCAUGCGUGGAGUCCAGAAGAUGAACAGUUGCACUGUGACCAGUGUGAUGUUGGGUGUAUUCAGGGAAGACCCAAAGACCAAGGAGGAGUUCAUGGCACUGGUCAAGAAUUCAUAG